Molecule: messenger RNA, 1462 nt
Organism: Triticum dicoccoides
Lineage: Eukaryota; Viridiplantae; Streptophyta; Magnoliopsida; Poales; Poaceae
Exons: 9
Coding region: 309-1268 (319 amino acids)
Biological process (GO): rRNA processing; tRNA 5'-leader removal
Cellular component (GO): ribonuclease P complex; ribonuclease MRP complex
Molecular function (GO): ribonuclease P RNA binding
Source: RefSeq, a predicted model, not a curated record
ACGAGCUCCACGACCCAACGCACACCGCCCGCCGCCGUCGCCGUCAUCCCGUUCCCGGCCUUUCCCCGCUCCGGUCGCCGUGCCUCGUGCAGCCUGGCCGUGCUGCACUGCUUCUGUUGGCUUGUGCGGUGCGCCGUGCCCACCCCCCCUCCCCCCGCGGCGGCGACGAGCAGAACAGCCGACGAGGCGACAAGGGCCUCCUCCGCUGCGCCCCGGCCCCGUGAUUCUUCCGCCGCCAGCUGUGUGUUGCCUGCUGCUGCCUACUUCCGCCGCGGCGCCCCUCCAAUCGCUGAUCUGGCGUAGGAUCAAUGUCAACUAUUUCUGAUCAGAAGAAACGGACCUUAGAAGCCAUUCAACAACGGUAUGCAGCAGCUAAAGCUAAGAAGCUGAAAGAUGAACAGCCUAAGUGCCCGAAGAACAAAGAUAGUACCCCCAAGCCCAAGUUUGAUGCACGGAUUAAAGGAAAAACUCCCAAAUUCACUCCUUCUCGAACUUCUGCCCUGCUCCCUACAUUUAGAGCUCAAGGAAAUUCCAGUCAUCAACAAAACACUUCUGGUUCCUCAGGUGGAGAAGUCAACCCUAUAUACUCUGAGCUUUCAUUUGUUCUCCAUGAAAAUUUGUCCCAAGAUGACUAUUCGGAUCUCGACAGCACGGACAUAGUUCACAAUGUUGUAUAUGACAUAAUUCAGAAAGGUGGAGAAGCCGGAAGAAUCGCCAAGGGAUCCAAAAAGUUAAAGCUGGAUAGAGGGAUUCUUUUGGAUAACUAUGUUCAAAGGGGUCCUAUAUUAGUGGAUGCACAAUCACAGUCUUUGUUGACCCACUCAAAGCGAUCAAAAAGACACAUGUCACUGAAGCAACAUAAGAAAUGUGGGUCAUUUGAUUUACAUGAUACAUUCCGCAGGUUUGACCUCUAUAAGCCAAUGCAUGAAAUGUGGAAAGAGUAUAUGCGAGAGCUUACAAAAAGCACCCCGAAAAAGCAAUUGUCUGAAAACCUCCUUUCAGCAGAUCUUCAUGGGGCCCUUAUAAUAGUGGCACAAUGCAAAGCAGCCUCAUAUCAAGGUGUAAGUGGCAUCAUGAUUCGGGACACUGCAGAGACUUUUGGAAUUAUAUCAGAGGACAACCGCUUCCGAGUUGUGCCGAAAGCUGGGUCAGUUUUCGUCCUCCAAGCUGAUUGCUGGAAGGUUACACUGAUCGGCGACAAACUGUCGCCAAAGGAGAAGUUGAAGGAAAGCCAGCGUCUGCAGCGUGCGCAAUCACUGAUCAGAUAGAGUUUCGAGCCUGUUAGACUCUGUUUUCUGACAAAUUUUGCCGAGAGGAACUGCUACAGUUUUUCUUGCUUGGUUGUUGUUUCUGUUGAUUAACGUCAGUCUAUCCCUUCAUUGCUUAGCACUUGGCAGUUCUUGUUGCUCCACGUUGUAAGCCUGUCACUCCACUCUCGGCAAAGACGCGAUAAAUUCGAACA